This is a messenger RNA of Owenia fusiformis, 977 nucleotides long. The record is from the annotation of a GenBank genome assembly. Lineage: Eukaryota; Metazoa; Annelida; Polychaeta; Sabellida; Oweniidae.
GAAUGAUAAUUGCUUUACUUUAUGCCCUACUAGAAACGACAUUGUAUUAUCAUUCUUAUGUCACUUUCACUUGAUCAGUGUGCGUUGGAGUAGGGGAGCUGCCUGGAAAUGCUAUAAUUGGAUAGCGUAAUCGUUUAUGGUACAGUUUGGAUUAUGUGCAUGUGCACUAUUUAGAUGUGCAUGUGCAUCUGUUUAGAUGAUAGAGAAUGGACUAUUUGAUAAUUGAUAUGAUUAUAUAAAGUAUGUUUAGUCAUUUCAAUUAUGACAUACGAAAAUUUGACAUUUGAAACAUGGAUUUGCCGAAUGUGAUUAUUUAUAUUUUACUCAACUAUGUAUUCGUGUCAAUACACUGUGAGGCGCUGGUACAAAACUGUCUUUACGAAAAAUCAAGCAAUCCUAUUGACACUCGACGGCAGGUAAUGGUAUCCGCACCCUCUAUUGGACACUGUGCAUUACAAUGUACGAGUCACGCAGAGUGCUGCGAGUACCUUUGGAAUAAAACGUCAGCGGAUUCACAAACUAGCUGUGUGCUCCUGUUGAUGUGGGGUGCCAGUCUUUCGGUAGAUGAUAUAACCGUUGAGGCACUAGUCGGGGAAGGGGUUGGCCAAUGGUCUCUUUAUAAUAAAAAUGGAAAUCAGAGAGUUACCGAAACAGGUUGUCCUAAGACUCGAUGUGAAGGACUGACUACAGUAAUAGGUAACAGUAGAUACUUCUUCGAAUAUAAACGUCUGACAUGGGACGAAGCUCUUGCAAACUGUCAAGAAAGAGGCAUGGAGCUUGUGUCCAUUGAAAACACCAUAUCCCCCGAGUCAGUUGAGUUUAAUCAGCUUAAAAAGAUCCUGGUGAAGUUUCCGGAUACAUUCCCCUCGAAUGUUGACAUAUGGACCAGCGGCAAUGAUAGAGACGAAGAAGGAAACUGGAGAUGGCACAAAGGAGAUUCAAAUAUCAAAUUCGGUGAGCAAUAUUCCAGUUUGUAA